AUGCCUCGAAAAGUCGACGUCUCUAGGCCCAGAAAAUCAUACAGACCCCUGCGAGCAUUGAAAGUAGCGGGCCGAGCGUUGACCCGGAGGGACACAGUGGAUCCACUUUUGACAUGCCGCUUUACAUGGCAAAGCCGCAAUCAUUUCCUAGGAAAUUUCUGGGAUAAUCUGUAUGCGCAUACCGAAACGCCUGGAACGCCUUCUCUUUUUGAUCCCGAAGUUCCACAGAGAAAGUUGCCGUUGAAUUGUACUGGAUGUGGCGCCUUCACACAAACGAGCGAUCCCCAAUUACUGGGUUACUUUGACCCAGAGAGCAAAAGAGUGAAGAAAUGGUUGAACCCACAGGUUUAUGAGCAUCGGCAAACAACGACACAGGAGGAUGAAGUUGUUGAUGAUGUUCUCAAGAACUUGGAUAAGAGCCAAUUGGAGGCUCUUGGAAUGGACCCUUCUCUGUUGAUCUCUGGGGCCGAGAGACAGGGCAUUGCCGCUCCCAAGGCACCCCCCUCAGAGAAACAACCCGUUUGCGAUCGAUGCCAUAACUUGCAGCAUUACAGCACAACGAGCGACACGGCAAAGGUCACCAUGUAUCACCCUACUGUCGAGUCGCUGCGCGAAACAAUCGAAGAGUCACCACAUAAAUACAAUCACAUAUACCACGUUAUCGAUGCUGCCGAUUUCCCAAUGUCGCUCAUCCCUCGACUUAAUGUUUUGCUGGGCGAUAUCCCAAUCAGAACCCGCAAUCGACGAUCUCGGGCCGCCAAAUUCCAGCACGAUCGCAAGACGGAACUCAGCUUUAUUAUCACCCGCGGUGAUCUGUUGGGACCUACCAAAGAAAUUGUGGACUCGAUGAUGCCAUACUUGCGUGAAGUGUUGCGAGAUGCUCUGGGACGUUUGGGAAACAGAGUCCGACUGGGCAAUGUCCGAUGUGUUAGCGCAAAGCGUUCCUGGUGGUGCAAGGAGGUCAGAGAAGAUAUUUGGCAACGGGGAGGUGCGGGCUGGAUGGUUGGUAAGGUCAAUGUAGGCAAAAGUCAACUAUUCGAAGCGGUGUAUCCCAAAGGUAGAAUGGGACCAGUGAACGGUGCUGAACGAGCAUCGGUGUCAACAUAUCCUCGACAAGUCCUGAGUGCAGAAUCAAUUGCCGCCAAACCAGCUCAAGAGGAGGACUUGGACGUUGGAGAUUUAUUACCGCCCCCUCAGCCAGCCCAGAACUAUCCCGACAUGCCUCUGGUGUCCUCGCUACCAGGCACAACAGCUUCCCCUAUUCGAGUCCCAUUUGGAAAUGGAAAGGGCGAGUUGAUCGAUCUUCCCGGUCUGGCACGCAGUGACUUGGAUUUAUUUGUGAAGGAGGAGUCCCGUCAAUCGACAAUCAUGAAGAAGCGCGUUGUGCCUGAGCAGAUCUCGAUGACGCCUGGCAAGUCGCUCAUUCUUGGUGGCGGUCUCAUUCGCAUCACACCCAAAAACCCCAACUUGGUAUUUCUCGCUUACAAUUUCACACCCUUGGACGAGCAUCUUACUCAAACCGAGAAAGCCGUUGCUUUUCAGGAGCAGACAAGAGAGUCUAUUGGCGUGCCGAGUAUCAUGCUGCCUGGUAUUGGAGACAAGAUGAAGCAUGCUGGAACAUUCAAAUUGUCUUAUGAUGUCACGAAGAAGAGAGCCGGUCCUCUCACAAGGAAGAACGCUGUCGGUCUGAACGUUGACAGACUACCCUUCCGAGUGCUAUCAACAGAUAUUCUCAUUGAAGGUGUGGGUUACGUCGAGCUCGUCGCACAAGUCCGUGCUCAUGAGGUCGCUUUGAAAAUGUUCGACCAACACCAGCAGGCCCGAGACAAUGAAUAUGUUCGACAGAAGGAAAUCGAUACCUCGGAUCCUUUUAGCGCAAUGAAGGCUCAACGAAGAGAUACAGCACCUGUCGUGCAGCCAAAGCGGAAGGAACCUGAGCCCCCAGUUGAUCCUGGGUGGCCAGCAGUCGACGUCUUCAGUCCUGAAGGUCGAUUUAUCGGCUCUCGUCGACCUAUUAACGGUUGGUUGAACAACAAGCCACGCGUGUUGGCGGAGCAUAAGAAGAGUCGACCUCGAAGGAGUAUGAAGGGUGCCAAAAAGAAGGUGAAAGCUGAGAAGAGAGCAACAGCGAGUUGA
Messenger RNA from Fusarium coffeatum, 2136 nucleotides. RefSeq lists its product as uncharacterized. The coding region runs from base 1 to 2136 and encodes 711 amino acids. The record is from RefSeq and is a predicted model, not a curated record. Gene Ontology annotation, cellular component: mitochondrion. Lineage: Eukaryota; Fungi; Ascomycota; Sordariomycetes; Hypocreales; Nectriaceae. The transcript is spliced from 3 exons.